AUGAAAGAUGAGGGGUAUUUUUGGCCACUUCCCCUUAUUUAGAUAGCAAAUGUUAGAAAAUGGCUAUUAUCAAUUUUUAUCCCUUGUUAAUGAGCAAUAAAGAAUGCACCCCAAAUUCCAAUUCGAAAGCCAAUUUCUUGCUGGACAGUUGACACCACUCAGGCCGACCUUUCUCCGACACCUCUUCAGACACUUGUUCGGAGACUUUUGCCAGUUCAAGUUAACAAUCGUAGAUCACUAAGAUGGUCAGUAUUUCGAGCUGGCAUUCGGAUCUAGUUACAGGUGUCCUUUGUCCCAAAGUUGGAGUAGUCUAUCCAAGAUUACCGUCGCAUAUUCUGAGUUACAAGAGGAGCACACUCAAAAGUCAUGAUAGCGUUCAGCCCAUGUCUAUAAAGGUGCCUGGUAGGAGCAAUACACAUUUAUCUCUUGCUGGUCAUGCUGUCAAAUGUGCUUCAAACUAUCAAUCUAGUGUCAAUGAUGGCGAAGAACCAUUUUUGAUAAAUGCUACAAAGCAAGCUAUCUGGGCUGCAAAAUCUAUACUACGAUUCUUGGUUGAGCAGCCAAGUCAGCUGAAGUACAUAGAAUGGCCUGGAUUUCAAAGCACGCUGAAGACUGCAACACUUGCACUUGUUCUAGUUGGGCUGUUUAUCAUUGCGUUAUCCUCGGUUGAUUCUGCACUGUCUUACAUGUUGGCUCUAUUUUUGCGGAGAACAUCAUGAUUCAAGAAAUAAGACUGAUUUUCUGGCUUUCACACGAAGCCAACUCAUGCUAAUGGUGUGCUCCACAUAUUUUUCAUUUCUGACAGAAGGCUAUGCUCGACAAUACAAGAUUGCCCAAACUCGAGCAGGAUGAGACCUGCAGCUUCUUGAACAUCUGCUGAAUAUAUCACCACAGAGAAGAUCAUUACGAGAUCAUAGCGUUAUAUUAAUUCUAGAACUACUGCUAUGGUGGUAUGACAAGAGUGUAUAUCUCUGUCUUUGCAUAUAUAGUGGAUGAUAAUAGACAUGUUUAUGGUUCUCUUGAGUAGUUCUUUGCAUCAUGUUUACUCAAAGUGCUGCUCCUACUUAGCAGCUGCUGAUGACUUGAUUUACAAACUGUGUCCAUCUAUUAGUGCAGCAUUUCAUACACCAGGAGAAUUUGUUCUCCUUUGAUAAGGAGUACACGCACAAUGUGCAUACGUUAAGACUUAUUUAUAAGUCGAAAAAGAGUAUUGAGGCACUCCAGGGUAUUUUUAUCAAUUCAUUAUUUUAUUUA
This is a messenger RNA of Capsicum annuum, 1254 nucleotides long. RefSeq lists its product as uncharacterized. The coding region runs from base 243 to 719 and encodes 158 amino acids. The record is from RefSeq and is a predicted model, not a curated record. Gene Ontology annotation, cellular component: membrane. Gene Ontology annotation, biological process: protein targeting. The transcript is spliced from 6 exons. NCBI's taxonomy places the organism in Eukaryota, Viridiplantae, Streptophyta, Magnoliopsida, Solanales, Solanaceae.